CUGUCCCUCCCUCCCUCCCUCCUCCCCGGCCCUGUUUUCUUCUUUCUCGGGAACCCAUUUCGCCAAUCCUCAUUUCCGUCCUCAUACUCAGCCAAAGGCAGACUCAAGCACGCAUAAUCAUUGACCAUGUCGUUUCUUAAGCCAUUAGCACGAAACUCCACACACUGGAGCCAUGUCAGGAGUCUAGCCACGGCAUCAACUCGCCCCGCUAAAGAUUGCACCCGGAUCACUCCUCCAUACCCGAAGCUGGUCGCCAAUUUGGAGAAGGUCAAGCGAGUUCUGGACCAUCGCCCCAUGACACUUUCGGAGAAAAUUCUCUACUCGCAUUUGACAGAACCUGAGGAGGUCAAGCCCAUUCGUGGUCAGACGUAUUUGAAGCUAUCUCCAGAUCGUGUCGCCAUGCAAGAUGCAUCCGCCCAGAUGGCUAUAUUGCAGUUCAUGUUGGCGGGCAUGCCUACGACCGCUGUCCCAUCUUCGAUCCACUGCGAUCAUCUCAUUGUCGGCCAUAAGGGUGCCGAUCAAGAUCUUGUCAACUCAAUCGAAAACAACAAAGAGAUUUUCAACUUUUUGCAAUCUGCUGCCGAGAAGUAUGGGAUGGCGUUCUGGAAGCCAGGCAGCGGAAUUAUUCACCAGAUUGUGCUUGAGAAUUAUGCCGCCCCAGGUCUGCUGAUGCUCGGAACCGAUAGUCACACGCCCAAUGCGGGAGGAUUGGGUGCGAUCGCGAUUGGCGUUGGCGGUGCAGAUGCCGUAGACGCUAUGGCCAACAUUCCUUGGGAGCUAAAAGCCCCUGAAGUGAUUGGUAUUAAGCUGACGGGCAAGUUGAAUGGUUGGACAUCGCCCAAGGAUGUGAUCUUGCACCUAGCCGGCAAGCUGACCGUUCGUGGCGGAACAGGGCAUAUCAUUGAAUACUUCGGACCAGGAAUUGACACAUUGUCGUGCACAGGCAUGGGUACCAUUUGUAACAUGGGCGCCGAAGUCGGAGCAACGACCUCGCUCUUCCCAUUUGUCAACAGCAUGUCCUCAUAUUUGCACGCAACCGGUCGUGGUCCUGUCGCUGAGGCUGCACGUCAGCACGCCCACUUCUUGAAGGCAGAUGAGGGCGCUGUCUAUGACAAGGUGAUCGAAAUCAACCUUUCGACUUUAGAGCCCCAUAUCAACGGACCCUUCACCCCCGACUUGGCAACACCUUUGUCAAAGUUUGCGGACGUUGUUAAGAAGAAUGGAUGGAAGGAUGAGGUCAAGGUCGGACUGAUCGGAAGCUGUACUAAUAGCAGUUACGAGGACAUGGAUCGAGUUACCAGCUUGGCUAAGCAGGCUUUGGAGAAAGGCAUCAAGUCAAAGGCCGGAUUUUUUAUCACGCCAGGGUCCGAGCAGAUCAGGGCCACGAUCGAGAGGGAUGGGCAGACGGCUGUCUUGGAGAAGGUCGGAGGCGUUGUUCUCGCAAACGCGUGCGGACCAUGCAUCGGACAGUGGACUCGCGACGACCUGAAUGAUAAGGAAGAAAACGCUAUCUUGACCUCGUUCAAUCGUAACUUCAAGAACCGUAACGAUGGAAAUGCGAAGACCAUGAACUUUUUGACUUCACCAGAGUUGGUGACGGCCAUGUCACUUUCCGGAAAGCUGAGCUUUAACCCUCUAACCGACCCACUUGUGGAUGCGUCUGGAGAAGAAUUCAUGCUGCAGCCUCCUUAUGGUGAUAACCUGCCCAAGGACGGAUUCAUUCCAGGCAACCUGUCGUACACACCGCCCGAUGCUAGCCAACCUAACCCUUCUAUCGAGAUCAGCGUCGAUCCCAAAUCCACGCGUCUCCAGGUUUUGGAGCCCUUCGGACCUGGCCCUGAGGGCGAAUUCACUAAUCUAGAAGUUCUGUUGAAGGUCAAAGGCAAAUGCACGACAGACCAUAUCAGUGCUGCAGGCCCAUGGUUGAAGUACAAGGGUCACUUGGAGAAUAUCUCUCACAAUACCCUCAACGGAGCACUGAAUGCAGACAAUGACAAGGUCAACGUUGUUUCAAACGUGUUUACAGGCGAAGAAGGAGCCAUUCACGAAGUUGGACGCGACUAUCAAAAGAGAGGCAAGCCGUGGAUCGUUGUGACCGAUCACAACUACGGAGAAGGCUCUGCGCGUGAGCAUGCCGCACUACAGAUGCGCUACCUAGGUUGCCCCAUGAUUUUGGCCCGGUCCUUUGCUCGUAUCCAUCAGACGAACCUUAAGAAGCAAGGUGUGCUGCCCCUCACAUUCGCAGACCCAGCAGAUUGGGAAAGGAUCCACGGAGGAGAUGUGAUUGAGUCGACUGUUGGCGUGGCUGACCUUGUUGCAGGACGUCCAGGAAAGAAUGAUACGGCUGAAGGAGGCGAGAUUACGCUGGUUGUGCGCCGCGCCAACGGAGAAAAAUUUGAGAUCAAGGCCCUUCAUACCAUGAGCAAAGACCAGAUCGAGUGGUUUAAGAAGGGAAGUGCACUCAAUGCUGCCCGCGGAUAAACAUUAAAAAGCAUCGACCAUUCUCAAC
Gamsiella multidivaricata is the source of this 2509-nucleotide messenger RNA. RefSeq names its product aconitate hydratase. Lineage: Eukaryota; Fungi; Mortierellomycota; Mortierellomycetes; Mortierellales; Mortierellaceae. Gene Ontology annotation, molecular function: aconitate hydratase activity; 4 iron, 4 sulfur cluster binding. The transcript has 8 exons. Gene Ontology annotation, biological process: tricarboxylic acid cycle. The record is from RefSeq and is a predicted model, not a curated record. Gene Ontology annotation, cellular component: mitochondrion; cytosol. Bases 127 to 2481 code for a protein of 784 amino acids.